This is a messenger RNA of Balaenoptera musculus (blue whale), 3148 nucleotides long. RefSeq names its product heat shock protein family A (Hsp70) member 9 (gene HSPA9). NCBI's taxonomy places the organism in Eukaryota, Metazoa, Chordata, Mammalia, Artiodactyla, Balaenopteridae. Gene Ontology annotation, molecular function: ATP-dependent protein folding chaperone; heat shock protein binding; ATP binding. Gene Ontology annotation, biological process: cellular response to unfolded protein; protein refolding. The transcript is spliced from 17 exons. The coding region runs from base 420 to 2459 and encodes 679 amino acids. Gene Ontology annotation, cellular component: mitochondrion; cytoplasm. The record is from RefSeq and is a predicted model, not a curated record.
CCUCUCAGGCAACUGACGCAAGGACUGUUCGCAAUUUAUCCCGUGUGACCUUGAGUCUUUUCUGCCUCCGAGGACCGGGGUUGUCCACGGUUCUGCCUUAUACCGCUUUUAGCCUUGUGGUCUCUCACAGAGCCCAGCCUGCCGCAGCCGGCACGGGAGGACACGCUUUUCCCUGCCAUCAUGCCACGAAGCGUAUUAGCCAUAGGCCCUGACUCCGGAAACAGCGUUCAGGUAUUUUCUUAUCAGGCAGCGCGGGCGGCGCCUCAGCGGAAGAGCGGGCUUCCAGGCCGCAGCGAUCAAACCCCGCCCCCCACCUCACGUAGUUGGAGGUUUCCAGAAGUGCUAGCACUACCGCGCCGCGCAGUUCUCGGCGGUCCGAGCGCGUGUUUGCUGCCUCGUAUUUCCACCAUUUAGCAGCCAUGAUAAACGCCAGCCGAGCCGCAGUAGCCCGUCUUGUCGGCGCCGCAGCCUCCCGGGGCCCCACAGCAGCUCGCCACCAGGAUGGCUGGAAUGGCUUUAGUCAUGAAGCUUUUAGAAUUGUUUCAAGGCGGGACUAUGCAUCAGAAGCAAUCAAGGGAGCAGUUGUUGGUAUUGAUUUGGGUACUACCAACUCCUGUGUGGCAGUUAUGGAAGGUAAACAAGCAAAGGUGCUAGAGAAUGCUGAAGGUGCCAGAACCACCCCUUCAGUUGUAGCCUUUACAGCAGAUGGUGAGCGACUUGUUGGCAUGCCGGCCAAGCGACAGGCUGUCACCAACCCGAACAACACAUUCUAUGCUACCAAGCGUCUCAUUGGCCGGCGAUAUGAUGACUCAGAAGUUCAAAAAGACAUUAAAAAUGUUCCUUUUAAAAUUGUCCGUGCCUCUAAUGGUGAUGCCUGGGUUGAAGCUCAUGGAAAACUCUAUUCCCCAAGUCAGAUUGGAGCAUUUGUGUUGAUGAAGAUGAAAGAGACUGCAGAAAAUUACUUGGGGCAUACAGCAAAAAAUGCUGUGAUCACCGUCCCAGCUUAUUUCAAUGACUCUCAGAGACAGGCCACUAAGGAUGCUGGCCAGAUAUCUGGACUAAAUGUGCUUCGGGUAAUUAAUGAACCCACAGCGGCUGCUCUGGCCUAUGGUCUAGACAAAUCAGAAGACAAAAUCAUUGCCGUAUAUGAUUUAGGUGGUGGAACUUUUGAUAUUUCCAUACUGGAAAUUCAGAAAGGAGUAUUUGAGGUGAAAUCCACCAAUGGAGACACUUUUUUAGGUGGUGAAGACUUUGACCAGGCCUUGCUGCGUCACAUUGUGAAGGAGUUCAAAAGAGAGACAGGGGUUGAUUUGACCAAAGACAACAUGGCGCUUCAAAGGGUUCGGGAAGCCGCUGAGAAGGCCAAGUGUGAACUCUCUUCAUCUGUGCAGACUGACAUCAAUUUGCCAUACCUUACAAUGGAUGCUUCUGGACCCAAGCAUUUGAAUAUGAAGCUGACCCGGGCUCAGUUUGAGGGGAUUGUUACUGAUCUAAUCAGAAGGACCAUAGCUCCAUGCCAGAAAGCCAUGCAAGAUGCAGAAGUCAGCAAAAGUGACAUAGGAGAAGUGAUUCUGGUUGGUGGCAUGACUAGGAUGCCCAAGGUUCAGCAGACUGUGCAGGAUCUCUUUGGCCGAGCCCCAAGUAAAGCUGUCAAUCCUGAUGAGGCUGUGGCCAUUGGAGCUGCCAUUCAGGGAGGUGUGUUGGCUGGUGAUGUCACAGAUGUGCUACUCUUGGAUGUCACUCCCCUGUCUCUGGGUAUUGAGACUCUGGGAGGUGUCUUCACCAAGCUUAUUAACAGGAACACCACUAUUCCAACCAAGAAGAGCCAGGUGUUUUCUACAGCUGCUGAUGGACAGACUCAAGUGGAGAUUAAAGUGUGUCAGGGUGAGAGAGAGAUGGCUGGAGACAACAAACUUCUUGGACAGUUUACUUUGAUUGGGAUUCCCCCAGCCCCUCGUGGAGUCCCUCAGAUUGAAGUUACAUUUGACAUUGAUGCCAAUGGGAUUGUACAUGUUUCUGCCAAAGAUAAGGGUACAGGACGCGAGCAGCAGAUUGUGAUCCAGUCUUCCGGUGGGUUAAGCAAAGAUGAUAUUGAAAAUAUGGUUAAAAACGCAGAGAAGUAUGCUGAGGAAGACCGGCGAAAGAAGGAACGAGUUGAAGCAGUUAAUAUGGCUGAAGGAAUCAUUCAUGACACAGAAACCAAGAUGGAAGAAUUCAAGGACCAAUUGCCUGCUGAUGAGUGCCACAAGCUAAAAGAAGAGAUUUCCAAAAUGAGGGAGCUCCUCGCUCGAAAAGACAGUGAAACAGGACAAAACAUAAGACAGGCAGCAUCUUCCCUUCAGCAAGCAUCACUGAAGCUCUUCGAAAUGGCAUACAAAAAGAUGGCAUCUGAGCGGGAAGGCUCUGGAAGUUCUGGCACUGGGGAGCAAAAGGAAGAUCAGAAGGAAGAGAAACAGUAACAGCAGUAAACUUUGGAGUCGAAAGGACAACAUAUUAUGAUGCUUGGGAGUGACGGGAUUUCCUGAGCUGAAAUGGGCAAAACUUCAGUCUUCUACUGUGUUUUUGCAGUACUCUAUAUAUAAUUUCCUGAAUAUGUAAAUUUAGUGACCAUUAGCUAAUGAUCAUUUAACAAGUGAUAGUUCCCAACAGUACAAAGUUCACAGUAUUCUGUCCCUAGCCUGUCAUUCUUUUUCAGUUGCAUGUAAAAUGGGGGGAAAGAUGAUUUAUUGAUCAUUCUAAAGAUUUAACGUUGUUUUGUGCUGAAGUGGCUGUAUUUUCAAAGGGGUGAAACCAUCUCACACACUGAAGACAGUAUCUGGAAUGAGACCAUAGGGGGAUGAGAUCCUUCUAGUUACCUAAGUACUGCUGUACCAGCCUGUGUGUAUAUGGAUUUCUUCAACUGAGGCCUUGCAAGGCAAGCCAGCUGUGCCAUGUUGGGAGGUAGGGCAGGGGAAGCUAAAUCAAUGGAAAACUAAGCUAGCUAUUUAUGUGAGGUCCAGCUUCUAAAACACAAGUCUCCCAAACUUUCUGAAGGCAUACUUUCCUAGCUACCCUUUGGCCUGUGUCUGGCACCUGUAUCCCUGAUGACUGUUCUUUUUGAUCCAUUCUGGAUUUUUAAAAAAAUAAAUAGGAAAAGCAUUUUGAUCUC